Messenger RNA from Hyla sarda, 943 nucleotides. RefSeq names its product vesicle associated membrane protein 8 (gene VAMP8). The record is from RefSeq and is a predicted model, not a curated record. Gene Ontology annotation, molecular function: SNAP receptor activity; syntaxin binding. The transcript is spliced from 3 exons. Gene Ontology annotation, biological process: SNARE complex assembly; vesicle fusion; vesicle-mediated transport. Bases 47 to 469 code for a protein of 140 amino acids. Lineage: Eukaryota; Metazoa; Chordata; Amphibia; Anura; Hylidae. Gene Ontology annotation, cellular component: SNARE complex; plasma membrane.
CUCAUCGUGUUCCGGAACACUGGAUCACUUGAAGCAGACACAGUACAUGGAGUCCUACAUACAUAGUCUCUACCGUAUGCUAGAGGUGAUGGGACCUAAGGGAAAAGCUAUCCCUUUCUUCAAGGGCCACAAAAAUGACACAAGUGUUAUCUCUAAGGAGACAGCUGGGCCUUCGGCCCAAGCUCCGGGCCCAGAUCGUGUGCGGGACCUGCAGAGUGAGGUGGAAGGAGUCAAGAAUAUUAUGUCUCAAAAUGUAGAGCGAAUCCUAGCUCGAGGAGAGAACCUGGACCAUCUGAGAAAUAAGACAGAGGACCUGGAGGCCAGUUCUGAACACUUUAAGACCACAUCGCAGAAAGUUGCCAGGAAGUACUGGUGGAAGAACGCAAAGAUGAUCGCUAUAAUCUGCGUGAUUGUCGGAAUCAUCGUACUCCUCAUCAUCCUCUUGGCCACUGGGGUCAUCCCCACAUAGAUGUUCUCUAUUUUCAUGCUCCUCUUUAUCCCUCCCCUGAAGACUUGCGCUAAUCUCAAAUGAAACCUAAUGUCUGGCGCUGAAAACCGAUCGUGCCGCUGUGAUUAUUUAAACCUUUCACGUGUCUAAGGAUGUAUAAAAUUGCCUGUAUGUAUGAAUGGAUCCUGCUUUUUAAAGGGGUUAUCCAAGAUUAGAGAACCAGCACAGCUUUUUUUUUCUCCCAAAAACAGCACAACCCCUGUUCUCAGGUUGUCUGUGGUAUUGCAGCUCAAUGAAGGCAAGUAGUCAAUGGUUAAAGUGAAUUCCCUUUAAAGUGAAUGGAGCCAAGUUGUAAUACCACACAUAACCCGAGGACCGGUGUGGUGCUGUUUUUGAAGAAAUUAGCUCUGUUUUCUUUUGCCUAGAUAACCCCUUUAGGGUACUCCCGUGGAAAACUUUUUAUUUUUAUUUUUUAAAUCAACUGGUGCCAGAAAG